CGCGCAGCUAGCAUGCACCGAGCUAGCCAGUGUUGUUCUCCUGCUUUACAUUGAUUGGAGUGUUUUGUUAUCGCUAUGUCCGGGGGAACAAACCUCGACUUUCCGGCGACAAGUCAGACCAGCUCCGUGUUCGCCGCACAUCGGAAAAAGGACAGCAGUCCGUCAGCCUGGUUUUGGGAGAGUGCUGAUACUUUAGCCCAGCUGGAGCUGGCGCGUCAGUGGCUGGGGAAGCACUACAAGAAGUUUGUAGUGUUGGACGCUCCAUCAUGUCAGGCUUUGGCUGCUGUGACGCUGCAGCUGCUCCAGUUUCAGGAGGAUGCAUUUGGCAAGCAAGUUGCAAGUCCUGCCCGCACCAAACUACCAACUCAGUGUUUCCUGGACCUGCGACCAGGCGGGGGACUGUGUCACAUCCUGGGCUCUGUGUACAAAUUCAAAGUUGAGCAGGGCUGGCGGAGGUUCGACUUCCAAAAUCCAUCAAGAACAGACAGGAACGUGGAAAUGUUUGCUAUGAUUGAAAAAGCACUAAUACAGCACAACUGUAUGUCACAUGCUGUGGUUUAUCUGGACCCUUCACUGGAUCAGGCGCUGGCCAGCAGAAUCAGUGGCAUCGUCACCAAGCACCAGAGCACACUUACGGUGGACAGAGACCUGGCCAGUCACCACAUAUAUCCAUUCCCUGAAUCCACAGAUGAAGAGGAAUGGAUGCGUCCUGUCAUGCAAAAACAAAGCCAUGUCCUGGUACACUGGGGCAUGCACCCUGACAGUUAUGACAGCUGGUUGUCAUCGAGUGAAGUGGACGGCGACGUUGAAGAGCCUCUUAAUGCAGAAAAACCAUGGAGGGUGCAUGCUGGCUGGGUUCUGGACACGGACGAUUUCAACGAGUGGAUGAACGAGGAAGAUUAUUGUGUGGAUGAUAGUAAUGCACCUGUUGUCCUCCGUCGGCGCAUUCGCUUACAAGAAGACCAGGACAUCAAGUCCACUCCCCUCAAAAAGAGACGGCGCUCUCCGUCUCCCCUGUCCUCUGAAGCUCGGAAGAAAGGAAAGAAGGGGAGACGGCGUGGACAGCAGGAGGACGAGGCUGAGGAGGAUUUGACCAAAGAUAUGGAGGACCCCACUCCUGUUCCGAACAUGGAGGAGGUCAUACUACCCAAGAUUGUCAACCUCAAAAAGGACAGCGAAAACACGCCGGUCAAGGGAGGCAUCAUGGCUGACCUUGACGACCAGGAAGACGAUUACCCGGGAAGGGACGAGGAGGAAGGAAGAGUGGAGAUUCCUCGCCUAUUAGAGGGAGAGGACAACAUCACUGAGCAAACCCAUCACAUCAUAAUACCAAGUUUUACAUCCUGGUUCAAUAACAACAGCAUCCACUCAAUAGAGAAGCGGGCCAUGCCGGAGUUCUUCAAUGGAAAGAACAAGUCCAAAUCUCCGGAAGUUUACCUGGCCUAUCGUAAUUUCAUGGUUGACACGUACAGACUCAACCCCCAGGAAUACCUGAGUUCAACAUCCUGCAGGCGGAGUCUCACUGGAGACGUCUGUUCCAUGACAAGGGUGCAUUCAUUUUUAGAGCAGUGGGGUUUGAUCAACUACCAGGUGGACGCAGAGAGCAGGCCACUCCCCAUGGGACCCCCGCCCACCCCUCAUUUCAAUGUAUUGGCCGACACGCCCACUGGGCUGGCCCCCUUGCAGCACAGACCACUACAGGUGUCAGCAUCACAGCACAUGUUGUCCUUCCCAGAAAAAAGCCGCGAGAAGCCUUCGGAUUGCCAAAACUUCGGUCUGCGCAUGGAUGUGUACACCAGGAAACACCCAAAGACGAAGGGAGCGUGUGCAGGGCGGGAAUGGACGGAGCAAGAGACUCUUUUGUUAUUGGAGGCCUUGGAGGUGUACAGGGACGACUGGAACAAAGUGUCGGAGCACGUGGGCUCCAGAACGCAGGAUGACUGCAUCCUCCACUUCCUCCGUCUGCCCAUAGAAGAUCCGUACCUCGAGGACUCGUCCGCCUCGCUCGGCCCGCUGGCCUUCCAGCCCAAGCCUUUCAGUCAGUCCGAGAACCCCGUGAUGAGCACCGUGGCCUUCCUGGCGUCGGUGGUGGAUCCACGUGUGGCGUCCGCCGCUGCUAAGGCCGCACUUGAGGAAUUUUCCCAAGUCCACGAAGAGUCUUUUAACGAAAUAACCUGCAACCAGCUGAAACAAACUGACCCGCUGGAGCCCUCACAAAUGGAGAUUAACACCAGCUCCCAUCAGGUUGCCGUCAACGCCGACGGGCUUUUGGUUGAAUCGAGGGGAUCAAUACUGGAAGGGGAGCGAGUCAAAAGGGAGAACACGGAGGAAAGAGACAGUCUGCAUAUAGGCAGAGAACCUGAGGAUGACAAUGUGCACGGACAAGAGGCAGAAGGGGAUGAGGGGAGAGCGAUGAUGGAGCUCGAUCUGGUGGAGAGCACCGUUACCACGGCAGCAGCAGCAGCCCUGGCCUCUGCGGCGACAAAGGCCAAGCAUUUGGCGGCGGUGGAAGAGCGGAAGGUGAAGUCUCUGGUGGCGCUGCUGGUGGAGACCCAGAUGAAGAAGCUGGAGAUCAAACUGCGGCAUUUUGAGGAGCUGGAGACCAUCAUGGACCGCGAGAAAGAGGCGCUGGAGCAGCAGCGCCAGCAGCUUCUGACGGAGAGACAGAGCUUCCACACGGAGCAGCUGAAGCAGGCGGAGAUGAAGAUUCGCCAGCAGAGGGAGCAGCAAGGCUUCACCACGCAGCUUUCAGGUCAGUCUUUAUCUAACCGCGGAGGGCACAUGCCAGCUGGGGCCUCACGACCCUCAGGAGCGCCCAAUGGCAUGUAUCCCACCCCUCAGGUCGAUGGCAUCACGGCGGCUCAGCCCCUCCCUCCCGCUUCAAGUCACGGCUGAACGGACGGACACUUCAAUGUGACGUGUGUGUGUGUGUGUGUGUGUGUAGGUCAAGAACGACAGCAUUGAUGGUCAGAACCUUCCCGAGUGCCCAUUUGCAAAGUUCAUCAAAAGUAUGUGAAAUAUUUGUGUAGCGUGUCCGAGUCGAGGAAUCUUCAGAUUUAACUCGGCUCAUUAAAGUUGUUUUUUUU
Molecule: messenger RNA, 3086 nt
Organism: Nerophis lumbriciformis (worm pipefish)
Lineage: Eukaryota; Metazoa; Chordata; Actinopteri; Syngnathiformes; Syngnathidae
Product: SWI/SNF complex subunit SMARCC1-like
Biological process (GO): cell projection morphogenesis
Cellular component (GO): synapse
Molecular function (GO): protein binding
Source: RefSeq, a predicted model, not a curated record